UUGCACAGAUGACCGCUGGCGAGAGUUCGUGGCUGCAGGAUUCCAGAAAUGGUUCGGACAGCGUCGACGAGUGGUCUGCAGCUGCUGGUCAUCAGCGGAACCCUGUUGUCCCUGGCGUCACUGGGCUUCGCAGGGGCGUUGCCUCUGAUAUUCCACGACGACCCGUUGAUUGCAGAAGAGAGCCAGCACCAGGAGCAGCUGUCCAUCGCGCCUUUUGUAGUGACGGCACCAAUGACCCAACAAGGGAGCGAAAGACAGCCUGAGACUUCUGACGAACAGCAAGAACUGCCGGCGCUUGCCGUACGACAUGCGCCGCAGUACAGCGGGAUGACCGCGUCGCAGCCAGCGAAGAGGCACGCUCACCAAGGCCCAGUGAGAGCAGUCAUGCCACAGCCGACUCACUACCAGCACUCGCCGGCCACAGCGCAGGCAUCAUACGCACCGGCACAGCAAGGAGAUCUGCAAGGGUCCGCCACGGGCUACGGCAAUCAGGCCGAAGGCUACCUCGACAUGGGUGCCUACUCAAGCGGCUACGGUGCCUUCGGCUGGUACGCCGAUUACCCUGUCGGCGGAGGGUAUCACUGAGCCCGCGUUAUAAAUUUGCGUAGUCAAGGAGCACAGGAUGCAUACGUGAAUAUCUCGGCAAGUAUCUCUAGAGAUCACACAGCUGCCAUAGUUAUUCAAAAGAAAAUCGGAAAAAGAAUAUUUUAGUUGACAUUACGAGAAAACAAACGAAGCUGGGUUGCGGGCCAAGUAAUGCGAAGGACAGACUACCGAUGGCCUAUUAUAGUUACAGAGUCGAUACCAAGGGAAAGGAAAAGUGGUCGCAGACUGCAGAGCAUUAGGUGGUGCAAUGAAAUUAGGAAACUUGCAACAAGGGGGCUAUUGCAAAUCGAUGAAAGAGGCCUUCGUCCUGCAGUUCACAUAAAUAGGCGGU
Molecule: messenger RNA, 937 nt
Organism: Dermacentor andersoni
Lineage: Eukaryota; Metazoa; Arthropoda; Arachnida; Ixodida; Ixodidae
Source: RefSeq, a predicted model, not a curated record